Messenger RNA from Brugia pahangi, 219 nucleotides. Lineage: Eukaryota; Metazoa; Nematoda; Chromadorea; Rhabditida; Onchocercidae. The record is from the annotation of a GenBank genome assembly.
AUGAUAUGGCUGGCACCCAAUUGGGGAGCGAACCUUCCCACACCACAACCUUCAUUCUUAAAAUCCUUUGCUCUGAAGUGUGUACCCACCUUUGUGCUGGGCACCACCAACCAACGAAAUCUUGUCUUCCCGAUGGCCCUGCGGUCUACCGCAAAAAUGAAGAACUCCACCCGGUAUCAUUUCCCAUACGAUGUGCUACAAUAUUCACAAGGACCAUAA